Molecule: messenger RNA, 2943 nt
Organism: Drosophila ananassae
Lineage: Eukaryota; Metazoa; Arthropoda; Insecta; Diptera; Drosophilidae
Gene: Tmem214
Product: transmembrane protein 214-B
Exons: 8
Coding region: 131-2164 (677 amino acids)
Cellular component (GO): endoplasmic reticulum; Golgi apparatus
Source: RefSeq, a predicted model, not a curated record
UUGGGGGGCCUGUAAUUCAAAAAAGAGGCAUAAAAAAGUUUGGCCACUCUAAAUGCGCAUUUAUUCCUGCCGGCAGACCCUAAUUUGCUUAAUUUAAUUUAAUUUCGUUAAUUAAACAACUGCAAUCAUCAUGUCUGAUCAAUGGGAAGUGGUCACCAAGUCGCGUAAACAGAAAAACCUGGACAAGAAAGUAGUCGCCCAUACGGAAAAGAAGCGUCUUGCGGCCCAAUUGCCUAAACUGGAGGAACUUUUGCCAACUCAUCAGGCACAGUUGUUUGCCUCCAGCAACAAUAAUAACUACAAGUCGUCUUCGCCGGCGAAAUCCAGUUCUAGUGGCUCAUCGACAUCGAAAACCAAAUCGCCAGCAAAGAAAAACACUGGAAAAAAUGCGGCCACUGCAGGUGCAGCUGGCGCUAAAAAGCCCACGUCGACAAAGCCAAAAACUCUGGAGUUAGCUCUGAAGAAUAUCACACCGGAUGAUUUUUCUGCUCAACUGGAGCAGGUCAAGCUCAGUUGUCCUGAUUCGGAGCUCCGUUGGCUAAGCCAUGUUGCACUAUACUUCAACGGCGCUUUGUCCUACGACUGCGAUCCCAUCUUCUCCGGCCGUUCGACUCAGUAUCCCAGUAACCUGGCCAGUCAUUCCCUCAAGUAUUUGAUUGUAGAGUUCCUCGGAAGCGUGGGCGAAUCAAAUCUUGAAUACUUUUAUCAUUCCUUGCUAGACAGCAUGGCCACGGAACUCAACAACAAUCAGACAGUGGUUGGGUACAAACUGUUGCUUCAGCUGAUCGGUCAAAACUGGCCGGGUAUAUGUGCCAAGAACCUUGCUAAGACUGCACUGCUGCGAAAUUCCUACCAAAAUCGUAGCACCAUUUGCCUGAGCAUCUUGUGGGCUGUCGGACAGGGCGGUUAUCAGUCGUUGAACGACGGUGUCCGUGUUUGGCAAAACCUUAUGCUGCCUAAUCUUGAACUUAAGCAGUACUCCAAGUUUGUGAUUGAAUACAUAGAGAAAGUAUUGAAGGAAGCGUCGGCAAGAAAACUGGACGAUCCCUUACUGCUGAAUCAGCAGGAAUUCUUCGCUGCUUAUAACGCACUGAACGCCACGUAUAUUAAUCUUCCCAAGGAGCAACAACAAAGUCUGAAACGCAGUGCUAGAGGAUUGCUGGAAAUUUAUAUCAAUAGCCCCGUAAAGCAUGCCAACAUUUUCCUGACGCUAUUCCGGGAUAUUAGCGCUACCUCUAAAAAUAAUAACGAGAUCGAAGGCUGUAUUAGAUGUCUGCUUAGUAGUGGAAGGGACGAUUGCCUCCGAGUAUGGCGCAUGAACUACAAAAAGCAACAGGUGCCGAGUCUUUUGCUGCUGAGAGCUAUAAAUGAAAACUGGGCGGGUUCUACCAAGGAUUUGGCAUUAUCCUCGGCGUACCAUUCCUUCCUACAAGACUUAAGAAACCUGAACGACGAAUUGCGGUGCAGUAAGAAAAGGGAUAGCACUAUUGAUAGUUUACAGGAGGUACUAUUGAGCGUGCAGGAGAAGAGCACCGCCCAGCAGAAGAAGAACAAACAGAAUGCGGCGGCACAGAAAAAGAAAUGCGGAUGCUGCAAAUGGACGCUGGGCAGCCUCUUCAUCGUGGCCUUGAUCGCCGGUGCUCUGUACUACGAUACCGAGACCAACGGCAAGGGUGUCUUCGAGAAAUCUGCCACCGGCAAGGUGCUGAAGAACGCUGGAGUGCUGCCGCAUGUUGAGAAGACCUGGUACACCGUCAUGGGAGCGGGUGCUCGCGGCUACAAGUGGGCGGAGGUGAAUGUGCCACCGUAUGCUGAGCCCGUGGUCAAGACCAGUGUCGAUGUGUGGAAGCUAGCGCGGAAUGCCGCCUGCAACAUUUUCCAGAACGGCAAGGGAUACUUCAGUGCCAAGUGGCCCGUGGUGGCCAAGUUUAUUGACCAAUACGUGCCGAAUUUGUCGGGCAAGAUUGAAGCCUUUGCUGCGGGGGUCAGUGAUUUUGCUGUCAGCAGCUACGAUAAGUCCGCCACGCUGAUCAAGGAAAAGGUGCUAGUUGGUCGCUUCUCGCCCGAGAACAUCAACCAGGCCCUGAACCAGACGCGUAUCGCUGCCCUCGAAUACUUCAAUCAGUUCCACAAAAAGGUCGAUGCUUACGCCAAGCUCAAAUGAUUCUAAGCGUCAGGUACGCUUAAUUCUCUAUCUAUCUAUGGAAACAUCAUCAUGAAGAAGCAGCAAUGCAACAAAACGCGUCAUAGUAAAUAGUGGAAGAGCUCUUAAUUAUUCACAAUUAGUAAAAAAAAAACGAAAAAACAAGCGAAUGUUCAGUCAAAAAAAAACUCAGUAAAAAAGCAGUCAAAACUCAAAAAGCCAUUCACAUUCAUAAACUGAUUCUCGUCUGAUUUGUGUAAGGAAAGCAAUACGAGCAAAUUUCUGUGGAUGCCGAACGAGUGUACACCAACAAUCUAGUAAAUUCAAUCUUAUAUUAGUUAAAAAAGCCCAAAAAAAAUAUUUAUGUUGUACAAAAACAUGUUUAAAUGUUUUUCUCCCAGAUGAGAAAACUUUACUUUUAAAUUUGUAUACAACGGCUUUAAAAAAUUGUUUAAAAGUUCCGCAACUUUCCAAAAAUGUCAUAAUUGUAUUUAUUUGCGUUUUUUUUUGUGUAUGGAGGCGUGUGUUAACUGAUUUUUGUUAACCAAAUCAUUACAUUUCCAGUUGCAUUUUUGAAGGCAAACGACAGAUUCAAGCACGAUUAUAUUUUUUUUACUCAUAGGUUUCUCUGAUGUGUGCAUUUCUUCGCAAUAUUUGCAAAAAAAAAAGCGCGUUGUAGUCGAUUUCUGGUUCCAUAAGCAAGACUUUAGUUUCAAGUUUUAAAUCUCAUUUGUAUAUUUAAAGGAUUACACGAUUUUGCAUAAAUUAAAUAAAGUUGAAAGAAGUGAAGUAAACGAAAA